AUCGAACAAAACUUCCGCUAUGGAUUUGCUCACUCGCUGAUAACACUUGAAAUUCUCCGAAAGUUCUGUCUGUGGUGCAGUGACUGCAGCGCGAUAAUUGCAAAUCGACCCUUCUAGGGCCACUCAUCAGCUCUCCGUGACACUUGCUCUUCCCCCACACCCAGAUUCGGUCGGCAACCAGCCGGACAGCCAGAUCUCCAGACCUCCGGCGCUCAAUCAGACGGCCAGUCAUUCGGUCAGAACUCGAGCAGGCUGUCAGUCGUGUAUGUACUGUGUACUGCUGUCCAUCAAUUGAAAAUCUGAGUUUGUUUUCGGUUUGCGCUCAGAGACAUCGACAUCGAUCGCGCAUUCCCGGUUAACCGGGGGAAAUGAAUUUCAUUUAAAAAGUUCUUCGGUCAGUGCUGAAUUUUGUUUCCAGAACGAAGGGAGGGCGCUAUUCGUGGUUCCUGAUACGCGAGCAAUGACAUCGGAUUGAAACAACGGCGUUUUCUAGAAAUAUCAAGAUGCAAACUGCCAUCAGCUUGAAAGGCAGCACCACCUCCCAGAACAGCUCCCUUCAGUACAGCAGCGACAUAAACGCCAUUAGCCUCGAGCCCGAUCACUCGGAGGACUUUCAAUCUGUCAACGGACUCAAGUAUUUGCCAUCCUGGCCAGCGGUAAACUUGCAGUUUACGGAACUCAGCUAUGACGUCCCCGACCAGGCGAAUGCUUCAAAGUCAAAGACGAUUCUGCGGGGAGUCAACGGAACGUUCCACUCCCAUGAGCUCACUGCGAUAAUGGGACCUUCGGGUUCUGGUAAAACCACACUGCUGAACCUGUUGGCCGGAUUCCGCGCUGUCAGCAAUUCCGGUGAGAUUCUGGUCAACAACAGUCCCCGGGAUUUGCGAGUCUUUCGUAAAAUGUCCCGAUACAUAAUGCAGACAGAUGUCCUGGAUCCGCAGUUUUCGGUGCACGAAAUGAUGCUUUUGGCGGCAAACCUAAAGUUGGGAAACGAACUCAAUACUAAGCAAAAAUUAGAGCUGAUUGACGAAAUUUUGGGAAUGCUGCGCCUGAAAGGAUCCCGGAACACUAUGGCCCCAAAGCUUUCGGGUGGUGAGCGAAAGCGUUUAUGCAUUGCCCUCGAACUGGUCAACAACCCGCCUGUGAUCUUUCUAGACGAACCUACGACCGGCCUGGAUGACUUGUCGAGCUCUCAGUGCAUUGCCCUGCUCAAAAUGUUGGCCGCCGGGGGACGCACUGUGAUCUGCUCUAUCCACACACCAUCCGCCAAGAUCUUCGAGAUGCUCGACGCAGUCUAUGUCCUCGCCGAGGGACAAUGCAUCUAUCAAGGAAGAGGGUCCAAUAUUGUUCCCUACAUGGAGCACCUUGGGCUGCGAUGUCCAAUAACAUACAACCCGGCAGACUUCAUCAUCGAAGUGGCAUGCCUCGAGUACGGGGACUCCUAUCACGGGCCGAUGGUGGAGGCCGUGGGCAAUGGCAAGGUUACACGAUGGACUCCGCCAUCAGAAGACGGAAAACUGACACCCACCAAAACCGACACCACAUCGGGAGCAUCGUCGUUUUACGAAAUGGAUCAGUUUGAGGAGGAGAUCAGUCCAAAGCUUUUGCAAGCCAAGUGUAACUGGUGGAUGCAGUACAAGAUACUUCUAGUGCGGAUGCUAAUCCAAAUGUGGAGGGACAAGUCGUACAUCAAGCUGAAGUUCUACAUGAAUAUCGUACUGGCGUUACUGGUGGGGUCACUCUACUUUGGAAUGGGCACUUCGGCCUCGAAAGCGCUUUUCAAUUUCGGUUUCAUGUUUACUAUUGUGAUAGCAUAUUUGUACCUGCCUAUGAUGCCUGUGCUGCUCUACUUUCCCACGGAAAUAAAUCUGUUGAAGAGGGAGUACAACAACCAGUGGUACCGCCUUAGCUCCUAUUACGCUGCAAUGGUGUCCUCCAAGCUGCCAUCCAUGUUCAUUCUAGCCGUUAUUUACCUGUCCAUUGUAUACUUAAUGUCCAGCCAGCCUCUGGAAUGGUUCCGCUUUGCCAUGCUGUUUACAAUAGCUUUCGUUACCGCCCUAACUUCGGACAGUUUUGGCUUACUGAUCUCCAGUAGAUUAAGCUUGGUGAAUGCCAUGUUCAUGGGGCCAGUGCUCGCCGUGCCUCUGAUCCUGCUUUCUAUAUACGGGAUUGGGUACGGCGGAGGGACCUACAUAUCGCCACUUAUGAGGUUUCUGAUGCAUCUCAGCUACCUUCGCCAUGGUAUGGAAGGCCUAGUCGCCUCUCUGUACGACUACGGACGCGCAGACACAAUUUGCGAGGACACGGAAAUUUUUUGUUCCUUUAAAAAGUCCAAGGUUCUCCUAGCCUUUCUUGGCUUUGAGAACAUGCACUAUAUGUGGUCUCUCACCUGCUUGAUUGGCUUCUAUUUGCUUUUCACUGUCGCUGCCUACAUUAUGAUUAGACAGCGGCUCAAAAAAUCGGCGGUUAACCCGAUUCUCGCAUACGUCCUACAGCUGUUGACUAAAUAUUUUAACUUUACUUCGUAUAAUUAUUAGAAAUACGAUCGGGAAAAAUGUGAAAGUGUAAAAAUAGUUUUAAGCGGGAUUUCAGUGGUCAGUCCAAAUCUCCAUAUAAACCACCUUAUUUUAGUUUAAGAACCAGUUGUAAGUCAGGGUAAUAAAAUAUUGUUAUGGGCAAAGUGAUAUCCGAUUACAUAUGUAUAAAUAAAUAUAGAAAAAAUAUAUGAUAAACCUAGGAUAAACUUAUUGA
Drosophila takahashii is the source of this 2751-nucleotide messenger RNA. RefSeq names its product ATP-binding cassette subfamily G member 4. Gene Ontology annotation, molecular function: ATP binding; ATP hydrolysis activity; ABC-type transporter activity. Gene Ontology annotation, cellular component: membrane. Gene Ontology annotation, biological process: transmembrane transport. The record is from RefSeq and is a predicted model, not a curated record. Lineage: Eukaryota; Metazoa; Arthropoda; Insecta; Diptera; Drosophilidae.